Penicillium manginii is the source of this 1620-nucleotide messenger RNA. RefSeq lists its product as uncharacterized. Gene Ontology annotation, cellular component: membrane. Lineage: Eukaryota; Fungi; Ascomycota; Eurotiomycetes; Eurotiales; Aspergillaceae. Bases 1 to 1620 code for a protein of 539 amino acids. The record is from RefSeq and is a predicted model, not a curated record. The transcript is spliced from 3 exons.
AUGAUGGGACUACACGUUUAUAUGGGUGGCGUGGGUGCCCAGCAGCUCUUUGUUCUCAUUUUUGUCGUCUGUGCAAUCGUUUUUCACCUCAAGAUUAUUCGGCAACAACGGCCCGACAUGAAGAAGGCUCUCCUUCUCUUAUAUGUGCUCUACGCGUGUCUCGCCUUGAUCACGGUAAGCGAAAAGCUGCCAUGCGAUUACAAUAUGACACUAAUUGAUAUACAGCUUCGAAUCUGUUUCCGUUUGGCCGAAUAUUCGCAGGGUCUGACAAGCACUAUCCCUCUCCACGAGGCGUACCAGUAUUGCCUCGACAGCUUGCCAAUGCUCAUUGCACUCGUGCUUCUUAACGCUGUCCACCCAGGCCGCAUCAUGCCGGGCAAGGAUAGUGACAUGCCGAGUCGUAAGCAACGCAAGACUAUGACAACCCACACCAAGGCCAGAAAGACCGCCCCGCAGCUGGCCGGCGACUUCGAGUGCGCCUUCUGGGAAUCAUUACUACUACAGUCUGUGCACCACGAACCGGCCAUUCGCCAUGUCACCGUGGCUCUAGGUUCACUCCAUGAAACCUUUGAACGCGAUGUGACUCCAUUCCGCUCGGGUCAAUUGGCUGCUAAAGGCACAUUCGCCCUGCAUCAAUAUCUAUCUGCUAUGCGCUGCCUAAUGCCCACACCGACCAGCUCACAACCCCUCGAUGUAUGCCUAAUAUCCUGCAUUCUAUUCGCAUGCUUUGAGCAGCAUAUCCGCUCAGAUCAAUUCAAUAUCUGGCCCGAACUGGCUAUAGACCUCGACCGGCCCGUCAUUUUCGCUUCUUUAGCCGACGCGCGCGAGAUGCUCGAGAUCUACACUUAUUGGUACCGACAGCAAGACGCGGAAAGAAUAUCUCGAAUGGGACAACUCAAAACUCAAGAUCCAGAGACCAUGGCGGAUUCAAUCUCCAAUCUAGACCGCGAUGCUAUUAUCCUACGCAAUACUGGGCUUUCAUUACUGGAACGCUGGUCCACAGCCCUGGAAGAAUUCCUCGACAAGCGCAGUGCCUCUCUUUCCACCCGUGAGCGCCGCGGAGCCGCCAUUCUGCAGUUACGCAAGCUUGACUGCUUCGUAGCGCUCCAUGCCCAACCACUUGUCCGCGAGUUGGAGGCAAAGAAUAUCUUCGCCUGGGACGAAUUCUGCCCUUACUUCGAGCAGAUGGUGGCUCUGGGCGAGUCGAUCAAUGAGUCACAUUCAUCCCCGCAAUCUUCGCCAUCUUCUUCGGUCUCGUCAUAUCGAUCCUCGUCCAAAACAUUUUCGCUCGACUUCGGCAUCAUUGCAAGUAUGUUUAACGUCGCGGCGCAUUGUCGCGACCCCUACAUCCGAAGGCGUGCUGUCAGUGUGCUCCGCUCCUCGACUGUCCAGGAAGGAGUGUGGAACAGCGUCGCUAUAGCGGCUAUAGCGGCGAAAUGGGUUGAAAUCGAAGAGGAAGGGCUCGAGGCCGUAACAAGCUGUGCAGAUAUACCCGCUGCGGCAAGAAUAGCGCACUGUAUGCCUUUCUUUGACGAGGAGCAGCCCAACGCGCAGGUAUAUUUUAGCCAUUCGCUCGUUUUUGAUCCUGAGAAUUCACGCAGGGAGAUGUUGCAAUGGUAG